CCUUGUGAAUUCAUUUGCGGUAAAUAUGGGGUUUGUUUAACACCAGAACGUUGUAUUAAAACGUUAAUACAUCCUCACGCGUUGAAAUUCUCACGUUAACAUCGCAGUAAGUUUCCCCACGUGGUCACCGCCCCCGGGUGCAUCAUCAUUGCUCGAACUUGGAACUCUCCGAGGUUUAUUGACUGACUCCUGGCUCGUGCUUCAUUUGCCUGUUAGUGGGACAGCUUUAACCUGAGCGCGCGGGCGUAGCUGUACUCAAACGCAUUCGGAUUUCUUGGAGUUGGUUCGGAGAAGUGCACUGCGCGCGCUGUGUCUCGCUGCACAGCUACUGCGUACAUUGCAAGUUGGACAGGAUAGUUUGAACUUCACAUUGUGCAACAGCCGGGGUCUUUGCUGGAACUGCGUGGCCGUGUCAGAAUUUGGAAGCUUGCAAACGAACACUUUAACUUUGAAAUAGAAACGUAUCCUGCGAAUACACCUCUAUUCUAAGCAAAGCGAACCCGCGCCCGCGGCUGUUCCAAACGUGUAUUUGCAUGAUGGAUCCUACGAGGAGCCGUAAAGGAGAGAACCAGGCACUGCUUGACCGAAGUGCCCCCAGGUCGAUGAUUUUCCGUUGCCUAGUGGCACUUCCGACAAUCGUUUGUUUCAUGUUGUCGGUGAGUUCCAUAGCGGUUUGCUUUUUGGUGAGUUUUAAAACAUCCCAACUGGAACUCAGAGUGCACGCGCUGGAGAUGGAGAAAAAGUCAGUUUUUCAUCCCCCAGAAGCCUCUUUUCUGGGUGAAGAUGGGACUGUUUUACCUGUGUUUCGGAACACAAUGGAAAAACUCCUGCAGGAGCGGCUCAACGAGGUGAUGCCCAAACUGCGGACGGCGAGGGACGUGGGCCCAGACUGUACCUGUCCACCAGGACCUCCAGGCAAACGCGGUAGGAUGGGACGGCGAGGCGAUCCUGGAUCUCCAGGCGCUCCAGGACGGGACGGGUACCCGGGCCCUCUUGGCUUGGAUGGCAAACCCGGUCCCCUCGGUCCGAAAGGUAGCGAGGGCCCCGAAGGACCCAAAGGAGAUAAGGGUGACCAAGGAGAUGUCGGACCCCGGAUGGUCUUCCCUCGUUUCGACCAUGGCUUUCUCUCUGGAGACCUGCACAACUUUCAGAGGCCCCUACUGAAGGGUGAUAAAGGGCAGUCUGGCCCCCCCGGACCACCGGGGCUCCCAGGAACCCCCGGAACCCCAGGCCCCAGAGGACCCCCUGGGAACACUGGGAAGGACGGACCACGAGGACCUGCUGGAGAACCGGGUGCUCCUGGAAGAGAUGGGACUGAGGGACCAAGCGGUCCACCUGGAAAACAUGGUGGAGACGGCGCGCCGGGAGUUCCUGGGCCCCAGGGACCCCCGGGGUCGAAGGGGGAGCCAGGAGCUCGGGGGGACAGAGGGGUGGAUGGACUGAAGGGAGAUAAGGGCGAUGCAGGAGAAAUGGGCCUCCAGGGAGAGAUGGGCGUACCUGGGGAGAAGGGUGCACAGGGCUCUAGUGAAGUCAUCGACUUUGGCGGGAAGCUUCAAGAGGCCUUUCGGGCCAUCCACACCAUCAGUGUCUCGGGUCCACCUGGGCCCCCGGGUCUCCCAGGCCCACCUGGUGAGCAAGGUCCCAAGGGAGAGUUAGGCUUACCUGGCCCAUCUGGAGUGGAUGGAGAAAAGGGUCCCAAGGGGGUGAAGGGUGAAGUCGGGGAUCCCGGGACAGUAGGAGAGAAGGGCGAGAUGGGCCUCUCCGGGGCUCCGGGUGUCGAUGGGCAGAAAGGGGAGAAGGGAGACUCCACGUUUGAGGAUAAUCUGGUCCAGAUGAUCUCUCUGCCGGGACCUCCUGGCCCCCCAGGGCCUCCAGGCAUCAUGGGCGAGCCAGGAGUGGGCAUGAAGGGAGAGAGAGGGGCCAGCGGUCCUCCAGGGCUGCCGGGUCCUCCUGGCGCCACGGGAUUGGUUGGCCUACCGGGCACCAAAGGAGAAAAGGGGAAAUCUGGGGAGCCCGGAUAUGACGGUCUUCCAGGGCUGACGGGAGAUAAGGGGGACAGAGGAGAGAAAGGGGAUAAGGGUGACCGGGGCACUGUAGGCAAGAAGGGCUUAAAGGGGCAGAAGGGAGAACAGGGCCCCCCCGGCCUGGACCAGCCCUGCCCUGUGGAUAAUGAUGGGUGUAAAACACAGGCUGGGGAGGGGGGGCCACCUCCCCCACAGACCCCCUGCCCCCUGGGUCAGGACGGCCUACCCAUACCGGGAUGCUGGCACAAGUGAUUACUAACAUGAAGCAUGGGCAUCUGUACAUAUUGAUAUGGUAUAUUUUGCAACUGAAUUUUUUUUUUCUUUUAAAACAUUUUUAAGGACACUUUUAUAUAAUAUAUUGAGCUUUUUUUAAUAAUGGACAUUAUAAUUGUUUGUCUAUUACCACAACUGUGUUUUUUAAAGGCAUUUUGUAGUAUUAAUAAAUGAUGAAUUGGAAGGAUGGAACAUUUUUUUCUUUUUUCUGUUUCUUCUUUUUUGGCUGCGUAAAAGUGGAGGGGAAAUUAUGUCAAUGAAGCGCCCUAUGGACUUAACCCUGACAUCAGGGAGACGAGUUGCUGCUAUGGUGACGAUCAGUAGUGCAGUUCAGUUCUAACGUUACUAACGGACUGGCUGGUUUGUAUACCGACGGGACUGCUGCAUGGGAGCGCGCGGCCGUUCCAUGGACGAUGCGGGCGGACUUUGAAUCUGUGUUGCCAUUCCUCUUUCCACUCUUUUUUUUAUUUCGAAAGGGCGAGCCGGUGUGGCAGAUACGAAAGCGAAAGCGCCUCUCCCAGCCAUGAAGGGAGAGAGAGACACGCGGAGUUCUCAGAGGCUGCGCGCGCUGUAUAAAUUAUGGAACAAGUCCGUGACUCACCGUCGAGGACUGCACAGUCUGCGGUGCGGAGUUUUACCAGCAGGGGGAGCUGCAGGGAUCACGCAUCAAGACUGCCUUGGAAACAGAAGUGCACCCCCGUCGCCUGGUGUUCUUCAAGGAGCUACCUUCCCGAUAGAAGGGCAAUUGUAACUCCGAAAAAUACUAUAUUCCCCCUCCUUAUAUGCUGAAAAAAUAUUUUCCUUACAUUGUUAAUGGUCGUUUUGAUUGACUUACAUUGAUAUGUUGUUGAAUUUUUUGUUGGUUUUUUCCCUAACCUAUCUGGUUAUAGAGAAAAAGUUCCCUUCCAAAUGAAACAAUCCAUGUUGUUUUAGUUGUUUGCCAUGUUGCUAAAUGAAACUGCUGGGUAAUUGAUUGUUGGUGAAGUGUUAAGAAAGUGACUUUAGCAUGGACUUCCGAAAGAGAGAAAAAAUCCUUUCAUUUAAACAUCACACAGGCCAUCUGUUUGAAGAACUGAUGCAUUUGUGUUUCUUAUAUCUUAUACUACUGAAAUGUAGUGAUGACUUUGAUGUGCUUCAGUUACUCAUUUACAUUUGCAUUCCUGUGCAUGGAUGUCUUUGUAUGAAAUACACACAGGUAUACAGUAAAUAAUAUGUAUUUGUUUUAAAUUGAGCAGAAAGGAAAUUGUCAAGUAAUCAUGUAGAUGGCUUGUGUUGCUUUCUACAGGCAUCCACAUGACUGAACGUGUAAGUUAGUUUUGUGAUGGACUGAAAUGUGUUAUCUAGCACGAUAAAGAAGCGACUUACAGUAUUGUUAAAGUUUUUGGACUUUUGUAGCUUUUUUAAGUUAUAUAUUUCUGUGUGUCAGUUUCUCAUUCUGAGGUAUCAGUAUGUUUUUUUUCUGCUUUUGAAAACUUAUUUUUCCAAGGUCUAUAUUUUAGCUUUUGCUGCUGAAGGAUGAAUAUUCUUAUCAAGAUAAGAUGUUUAUGUCAAUGGGAUAUGUGUCACUGUUUUGGAGAAGAUUUGACCUGAGAGAUAUGGUCUACUAAACAAUGUUAGACCACUGAUAUCGACGUCAGAUUGAUUUAACGGUGAUGAUUGCUAUUGAUUGUUUUUAUUUUUUUAUUGAGAUACAGGCCUGUGCUACGUGUGUUCCGUGUUUCUUUUUUUAACAUGUGAGGUGCUGCUCCAAAGGUCAAAGGUCAGAGGUGAGAGUGCAACUGGCUGCACUGUAACUUUGAUUUUUCCGCACGUCUGAAUUCCGGACGGCCUGGGUCCUCGCUGCCUCUUCUGUUGAUCUGACGUUUCUGUUCCAGGGUGAACCAGCCGAAACAGAUCCCCUGUACCUCGCAUGCGCACCCCUGCCACCGCACUCAAGCCCAACUCCCCCUUGCCCCUUACCCACCUCCCAGUUAACGCACAUGCAUACACACGCAUAAACACACACCAACACACUCUGUCACUCGCGCCCACUUCUUUACUCACACACAUACAUGUGCACACACACACCU
Anguilla anguilla (European eel) is the source of this 4366-nucleotide messenger RNA. RefSeq names its product collagen alpha-1(XXIII) chain-like. The transcript has 31 exons. Lineage: Eukaryota; Metazoa; Chordata; Actinopteri; Anguilliformes; Anguillidae. The coding region runs from base 534 to 2276 and encodes 580 amino acids. The record is from RefSeq and is a predicted model, not a curated record.